AUUUUGGGGCCUCAGGCAGAAUGAGGUCAAGGCCUCGUUUUCCAUUCCAUUCCCUCCAUUCCUCCUUCCCCCCCAAACUUCGACUUUCCUCUCCUCUUCUACCCUCUCUACCCUCCUCGUCUCCGCGCUCGUCUCCUCGUCGUAUUUCUCUAGUCUCUCUCCCCACACCCACUCCCCUGCGCAUCAUUGAUGCGUUGUCACCUCUGCUGAAGUCGACUCUCGUCUUCAUUGGUCAGAAUUUCCCUGACUAGUUCGUUCUAUCAAGCGGCUCGGUUUGCUCGACUCGGCGCACGAGGACUCUUUAACAACCACAGCGUUCGCUUAUAUCACAUCAAUCCUCCUGUGCGCCUUCUAGGCUUUCAAGCCAACGUCAUGAGCUCCUCUGAGGAUGACAUUCCUCUCGUGCGCGCCAACGGCCGCGCCAAUGCCCCUUCCUCCUCGACCAAGCCUCCCGCGACAAACGGCGAUCUCGACCCCGGCAUGUCGGUUCGCUUUGGACCCGUACGAGACAAGGACAUCGACAUGAAGGACGCGGAUGCGCCUGCCCUGAGCAAGCGCAAGUCGCGGGCAAGCACUGACAAAACGAAGUCAUAUACCGAGCCUGAGAGCAGCGAAGAUGACCAGCCCUUGAGCAAGCGCCGGCGAACUUCGGUCAAACACGAGGACCCCGAAUCGGAUGAUGACGUUCCGCUGGCCCUCAACGGACGAAAGCUCCCAAAGGCCUCUGAGACGGCUAUUGGCGAAGAAUCCGAUUCCGACAUCCCAAUUGAGCGCAAACUCACCGCGCAGAAGAAGAAGAUUGAGAAGCGGGCGGAAAAGGUGGCCAGCCUUGCGCGCAAGCCUUCGGCCUCUAAAGCUAAGCCCGUGGCUUCGACCAAGAAGUCAGCGAAUGGCGUCAAGAAGGAACCGGUGGACGAUAAAUCUUCUGUGAAGAAGGUGAAAGCCGAGCCGGUGUCUUCGAAAAAGGGCAAAGACAAGGUCAAGGCCGAGAGCGAGGAUGCGGAAGAUGGGGAGGAAGAAUAUCGCUGGUGGGAAGAUCCUACCAAGGGCGAUGGCACCAAGAAGUGGACGACUCUUGAGCACAACGGUGUGGUGUUCCCUCCUCCAUACGAGCCUUUGCCUCAAAAUGUCAAGUUGAAGUACGACGGUGUUCCUGUGAUUCUUCAUCCUGAGGCUGAGGAGGUUGCGGGCUUCUUCGGAAGCAUGCUCAACUCGACGCAUAACGUGGAGAACCCUGUCUUCCAAAAGAACUUCUUUAUGGAUUUCAAGGAUAUCCUCAAGAAAACCGGCGGCGCCAAGGAUUCCAAGGGCAACAAGGUCGAUAUCAAAGAGUUUGCCAAGUGCGACUUCAAGCCUAUCUUUGAGUACUACGAUGCCCAGCGCGAGGAGAAGCGGAAUCUGCCUGCAGCAGAGAAGAAGCGCCUGAAAGCCGAGAAAGAUGAGCAAGAGGCUCCCUACAUGACGUGCAUUUGGGAUGGUCGUCAACAAAAGGUCGGCAACUUCCGUGUGGAACCGCCUUCGCUAUUCCGUGGCCGAGGUGAACACCCAAAGACUGGACGCGUCAAAACCCGUGUGCAGCCCGAGCAAGUCACCAUCAACAUCGGCAAGGAGGCUAAAGUUCCCCCGCCACCUCCAGGUCACAAGUGGAAGGAAGUGAAGCAUGACCAGGAAGGCACGUGGCUUGCUAUGUGGCAAGAGAACAUCAACGGUAACUACAAAUACGUCAUGCUGGCUGCCAAUUCCGACGUCAAGGGCCAAAGCGACUACAAGAAGUUCGAGAAGGCCCGCGAGCUCAAGAAGCACAUCGACAAGAUCCGCAAGGAUUACACGAAGAACAUGAAAAAUGACCUGAUGGUGGAGCGUCAGAAGGCGACGGCCAUGUACCUGAUUGACAAAUUUGCUCUGCGUGCUGGCAAUGAGAAGGGCGAAGAUGAGGCAGAGACUGUCGGCUGCUGUUCAUUGAAGUAUGAGAACAUUACUUUGAAGCCACCACAGACUGUCGUCUUCGACUUCUUGGGUAAGGAUAGUAUUCGGUUCUACGACGAGGUUACGGUGGACCCACAGGUGUUCAAGAACUUGAAGAUCUUCAAGAAGGCGCCGAAAAAGAAUGGUGACGAGAUCUUUGACCGACUCACUACUUCCGCGCUCAACAAGCACUUGCAGAACUACAUGUCCGGUUUGACCGCCAAAGUGUUCCGUACAUACAAUGCUUCCUUUACCAUGAGCGAAUUGCUCAAGGACUUGAAGGCUUCUGGCACCAUCCCCGAGAAGAUCAAGGCCUAUAACGAUGCUAACCGCCGGGUUGCUAUUCUGUGUAACCAUAAGCGAACGGUCGGGGCUGCCCACGCCAACCAGAUGGAGAAGAUGAGUGAACGGAUCAAGGGACUUCGCUUCGAAAGAUGGCGACUGAAGAUGCAGAUGCUCGACCUAGAGCCUUCCCUCAAGAAGAAGAAGGGCGCUUCUUUCUUCGAGCUGGAUGAGGAUUUGACCCCUGAGUGGGUUAAGGAAUACCAGGCUUACAAGGUCGAGGAGGCCACUCAGAAGAUCACGAAGAAGUUCGAGAAGGACAAUGAAAAGCGAGUGGCGGAUGGCGAGAAGGCAAUGAAGGCAUCAGAGCUCACCGAACGGUUGAGCGCCGUCAAGGACUUGGAGAAGAAAUACAAUAAAGAGAACAAGACCGGAAAGGUUGAGGCAGAAGGCCGUGGCCCCACGGUUGAGAAGAUCGAGGGCAACAUCAAAAAGCUAGAGCAGCGUAUUGAUGCCAUGCUGCUUCAGGCCCAGGACAAGGAAGACAACAAGGAGGUCGCAUUAGGUACCUCCAAGAUUAACUACAUCGACCCCCGUCUCACUGUUGUCUUCAGUAAGAAGUUCAACGUGCCCAUUGAGAAGUUCUUCUCCAAGGCUCUCCGCGAGAAGUUCGAAUGGGCCAUCAAAUCCGUUGACGAGAAUUGGGAGUUCUAAGCCGUCUUCAUCUACAAUCAGAUUGCCACGGGCAGUCCUGAUUGUCCAUACAAUAUCAUCUUAUACUAUCUCCAGGCCCUGAACAGUGGAGAGGUGGCUUUUGUUCUUUUCGUCUUUUCUUUCGUUGCGUUUCUUUUCUUGAAAUACGAUGUGCUGAUGUGCAGCACCGCGGUUUGAUACUUGCCCACCCCGUUGGUCUCACACAUGAGGUCCACAUGACGUUGUAUACAUCAAAUGCCAUUCAUGGCGCUCUCGGAGAGAUUUUAACUACAACAAGCACAAAGAACACCUGCAAAAAAAGAUUCAAGUCGAAUAGCAUUGAACUCGGUUGUUGAAUUGUCGCAUUGCCCAUUCAUUCAGCCCAGUCUUUCUCGAUCUGUCCAUAGUAGCCCUAUUUAGCUCGAAUGGAAGAUCACAAUGUGUUCUAU
Molecule: messenger RNA, 3389 nt
Organism: Penicillium brasilianum
Lineage: Eukaryota; Fungi; Ascomycota; Eurotiomycetes; Eurotiales; Aspergillaceae
Source: the annotation of a GenBank genome assembly